GCCAGAAGGUUUGUUUUUAUUUUAAACACAAUUGUGCUGGGUGUGAUAGGAUGGGUAUAUGAUAGAGCAGAAAAUCACCAGUGUUCAUUAAUAUGGAUGACACCCUCCAUAGGUUAUUGAUUUAGUAUUGACAACAAUACCCUUCACACAAGACAGAGAGGUUAGAGAAUUUGCCCAAAGACAAGCAGCUGCGAAGAGGAAAACUAGGCUGUUCUCUCCCUAAAUCUCAUGCUCUACUAUAUUAGGGAGGACUCUGGCAGAUGGCACAUCCUGAUUAUUUGAAAGUCACCAAUAUUUUUUAAAAUUGCAUAGAUAAUGAAGGUUAGUUUAUCCGGAAUUCUAAUAAUUGCAUCUCGUGUCCAUAAAUCUCUAUUACAACCACCUGAGAUAGGCCAUCUGGGGCACGUGGAAAAAGCCCAGGUAUAGACACUUUGGAUCCCGGAUUUCCCUUGUACUGGCUGCUACCUUGGGUAAUGUAAUUCGCCUCUCUGAGGCUCCUGUUAGCUUCUGAGGAUUGCAUGGGAUAGCAUGUACCAAAUUUCUGCACACACAGUCUGGUGUACACUUAAGCACACAACAUGUGUCAAAGUUUUCAAAAACAUUGCCAGUGAGGCAUCAGUUAUAAAACUUGCUGCAGAGUGAGCUGAUAUUGCACCACUGCACUCCAGCCUGGGUGACGUAGAGAGGCUCAGCGCCCCCCGCCAAAAAAAACAGAAACAAACAAAAAAACACCAAAUAAACAACUUGCAGCAGAAAUGGACAUUGUUGUUCUUAGAAAUGUGACCAUAGGGAAGUUACAACUACACAGCUCGCUUUAAGGGAAAUGAGUGACCUGCCACCUACAUGGAGUUGGGGAGGUUUUGCUGAGAAAGUCACUCACGAGGAAGGCAAAAUAUAGUUAAGACAAAAUGUAACCAUCUAUAGAGAUAAGGUAAAAAUUGGAAAUAGAACUUCAUCAAAGAUCUUUCAAGUAGAGGAGAAUGUGGUGAAAACUGCAGUUAACAUUUGUUAACAGUGUGAUCUUCGGGUUCAGCUUAUCAGUAACCUGGUUCCUGUCUCUUAACUGAUAAAGAAAAUCGGAGGUUUUUAGAGGGCGGCUGUUGCACUUAGUAAAGCUCUAAAGUUGUUAGAGAAAUUGGCUUCCCGAGUUAUGAGACUGUGCGCAUACAGUUGAGGAAGAAAGAAUUCAAGUACAACCCAAUGAGGUUAAGAUAUAGGCUACUCUUCCCAACUCAGCCUUGGAGAGCGUCAUCAACUGCCUCACGUGUGGUGACCUUCACUGUCGUAUGCCAGUGACUCAUCUGGAGUAAUCUCAACAGCCAGUUACCAACACUUGCUCUUGAUUGAUAAACAGAGAAUGGGGCUUUGGAUCUUAGCAAUUCUCACAAUUCUCGUGUAUUCCACAGCAGCGAAGUUUAGUAAACAAUCGUGGGGCCUGGAAAAUGAGGCUUUAAUUGUGAGAUGUCCUAGAAAAGGAAAACCUAGUUACAUCGUGGAUUGGUAUUACUCACAAACAAACAAAAGUAUUCCCACCCAGGAAAGAAAUCGUGUGUUUGCCUCAGGCCAACUUCUUAAGUUUCUACCAGCUGAAGUUGCUGAUUCCGGUAUUUAUACCUGCAUUGUCAGAAGUCCCACAUUCAAUAGGACUGGAUAUGCGAAUGUCACCAUAUAUAAAAAACAACCAGAUUGCAACGUUCCAGAUUAUUUGAUGUAUUCAACCGUAUCUGGAUCAGAAAAAAAUUCCAAAAUUUACUGUCCUACAAUUGACCUCUACAAUUGGACAGCACCUCUUGAGUGGUUUAAGAAUUGUCAGGCUCUUCAAGGAUCAAGGUACAAGGCGCACAAGUCAUUUUUGGUCAUUGAUAAUGUGGUGACUGAUGAUGCAGGUGAUUAUACCUGUAAAUUUAUACACAAUGAAAAUGGAGCCAAUUAUAGUGUGACGGCGACCAGGUCCUUCACGGUCAAGGAUGAGCAAGGCUUCUCUCUGUUUCCUGUAAUCAGAGCCCCUGCACACAAUGAAACAAAGGAAGUGGAAAUUGGAGAAAACACAAACCUAACUUGCUCUGCUUGUUUUGGAAAAGGCGCUCAGUUCUUGGCUGCCGUUCAGUGGCAGCUUAAUGGAAACAAAAUUACAGACUUCGGGGAACCAAGAAUUCAACAAGAGGAAGGGCAAAAUCAAAGUUUCAGCAAUGGGCUGGCUUGUAUAAACAUGGUUUUAAGAAUAGCUGAUGUAAAGGAAGAGGAUUUAUUGCUGCGGUACGACUGUCUGGCCCUGAAUUUGCAUGGCUUGAGAAGGCACACCAUAAGACUGAGUAGGAAAAAUCCAAGUAAGGAGUGUUUCUGAGACUUUGGUCACCUGAACUUUCUGUAGCAAGGGUAAGCGGAAUGGAGUGUGGUUCCGAGAGAUCCAUCAAGACAAUGGGAAUGGCUUGUGCCAUAAAAUGUACUUCUCUUCUUUGGGAUGCUGUUUGCUAUCUGAUCUUUGUAGACUGUUCCCGUUUGCUAGGAGCUUCUCUGCUGCUUAAGUUCCUUCUCCUUCCCCACUGCCUCCUAUGGUUGGUUUCUCUACAACACUCAGCUGCUUCUUUGGUCAUCCUUGUUUUCUAACUUUAUGAACUCCCUCUGUCUCACUGUAUGUGAAAGAAAAUGCACCAACAACAGUAAACUGAACGUGUUCUUUUGUGCUCUUUUAUAACUUGUGUUACCUGUUGUAAACGUGGUUCCUUCUAUACCUUUUUCUGGUCAUAAUGAACGCUCAUUUUGUUAGUGAGGGUGGUAAAGUGAACAAAAAGGGGAAGUAUCUAACUACUGCCAUUUCAGUGAGAAAAUCCUAGGUGCUACUUUAUAGUAAGACACUUGUUAGGCCAUUCUUGCACUGGUAUAAAGAAUUGCCUGAGACUGGGUGAUUUAUAUGAACAGAGGUUUAAUUGGCUCACGGUUCUGCAGGCUGUGCAGGAAGCAUGGCGGCAUCUGCUUCUGGGGACACCUCAGGAGCUUUACUCAUGACAGAAGGCAAAACAAAGGUAGGCACUUCAAACGGUGAAAGCAGGCGCGAGAGAGAGAGAGGUGACGCACUUAAACAGCCAGAUCUCAUAAGUCACUCACUAUUGCAAGGACAGCACCAAGGGGAUGGUGCUAAACCAUUCAUGAUGAGCUUACCCCCAUGGUCCAAUCACCUCCCAUCAGGCUCCACCUUGAAUACUGGGGAUUACCACUCAGCAUGAGAUUUGGGCAGGAACACAGACCCAAACCAUAUCACACACAUUAUGACUGUUAAACUUUAUAAAGUAUUUAAGGUACAUGGAACACAUGGGAAGUCUGGUAGCUCAGCCCAUUUCUUUAUUGCCUCUGUUAUUCACCGUGCAAUUCAGGUACCACCUAUUCCGGGGAACUUUUCUUGGCCCUCAGUUUGCGGUAUACAUGCUUUCUAAGUACUCUUGUAGCAUCCUGUUUGUAUCGUAGCACUGGUCACAUUGCCUUGCCAAAAUCUGUUUGACAGUCUGCUCAACAUGACUGCAAGCUCCAUGAGGGGAGAGACAUCAUCUCAACCAUCUUUGGGUCCUUAGCGCAAUACCUGGCAGCUAGCCAGUGCUCAGUUAAAUAUUUUUUGACCGAAUAAACGAAUGCACAACCAAGUUAUUGAUACCAAAUGUUUUUUGUGUACAUUUCUACUUCUCUAGCUAUAAGGCUUAAUUAUACAACAAAAUACUAUUUUUAUAUUUAUGCUUGGUAAAUUCAAUAACUUUCUCCAUCAUUUGGAAAGUGAAAUUGUUUAUUGCUUCCCUAUAGCUUUUUUCUGAAUCUAGCAGGAUUUUAAUGAUAUCAUCAUAAUUUGACACAAUAAAAGGACAACAUGAAACUGAUGAGUCUUUAUUGGGUUAAUUUCAGAUGGUAUAUAAUCUUUUAAAAUGUAACAUUCUUUUUUAUAUAUAAAUAAUUGGUGGCUUCACAAAUAGCCAAAGCAGGGUGGAGAGAGUGAUCCCUCCUGGGUGCACACAAGAAGGGGAUAUGUUGCCUACAGAGUUUUCAAAACAGUAAUAAAGCUGUCUACAAGUCAUUGUGCUUCUUAUCAUCACCAUGCCCAGAUAAUGCGAAACAUCAGAGAUGAAGUUCUUCCCCAACAGAGGUGGACUGAUCUUUCUCCCCACUCGCUUGGUGUGUCUCUGUUGUGUCCAAGACAAUGCAAUGUUGUCUUGGAAAAUAGCUUUCCAAGCAUUUCACUCCUGAGCCCUCGUCAGUUUCCUCACUUGUUCUUCGCAUAUCCAGGCAAAGGCAUCCUGUUCGCUAUACGAAGCAUUGUAUCCCGUAUAAAAGGAAGGAGAGAGAAAAAUAUUUUUUUUACACUCAUCACUCCUCAGGGGCUGUACAACCAUGUAGAAAUUGUUUAACGUACUUGUCAAAUAGCCAAAGAAAGUGUUAAAUCCUGAGUUCCCACCCAUAUGUGCAGUGUGGUCCAGAUUCAUCCAGAUACACACAGAGAGGCACAACAGGAGGAGAAAGGAUUGGGGUGUGGGGACAGUAGGCCCCCAAUAUGGUAUAAUCGUGGCAGGUCUCUGCCUGAAGUGGUAUGUGGGGUUUUUCUUGUUUUAAUUUUGACUUUAACCCUCGAUUUGUAAGUUUUUCAUAAAAUAAACAGAAUCAUAACUCAUGCAGAUGGCUGUAAGUGCCAUAGUGUUCUGUGGGUCUCUGGUGUCUGCCAGUGAUAAAUGUGGCACCUCAGGAAGGCUGUGGACCCCGUCAAGGUGCUAUGUGACAGCCAUGCUUGGGGUGGUGGUGGGCCCAGUGGACCCUGCAGCCAUCCAUCCAGCCUGCCCACCCAUGCUGCCCUUGUGUCCUCCUGCUUUGCUAUAUUAUCAUUGAUCAAUGUCCCUGCUUACCGAUGUGUUGGAAUUGUUUUCGUGUUACAGGUGUUCAGUGAUUUUGCUCCUUCUAGCUUAUUUGUAUUUCGCCUGCUUUUCUGUAAGUCAACAUGGUUACAGUCUGUUUCAGCAACUGUAUAAAUUAAACACAAAUUAUUACGACUGCU
Cercocebus atys (sooty mangabey) is the source of this 5026-nucleotide messenger RNA. RefSeq names its product interleukin 1 receptor-like 1 (gene IL33R). Gene Ontology annotation, molecular function: interleukin-33 receptor activity; interleukin-1 receptor activity; interleukin-33 binding. The transcript is spliced from 8 exons. Gene Ontology annotation, biological process: signal transduction. NCBI's taxonomy places the organism in Eukaryota, Metazoa, Chordata, Mammalia, Primates, Cercopithecidae. Bases 1358 to 2344 code for a protein of 328 amino acids. The record is from RefSeq and is a predicted model, not a curated record.